Messenger RNA from Westerdykella ornata, 1377 nucleotides. Its product is annotated as ulp1 protease family protein. NCBI's taxonomy places the organism in Eukaryota, Fungi, Ascomycota, Dothideomycetes, Pleosporales, Sporormiaceae. Gene Ontology annotation, molecular function: deNEDDylase activity; cysteine-type peptidase activity. The transcript is spliced from 2 exons. The coding region runs from base 143 to 937 and encodes 264 amino acids. The record is from RefSeq and is a predicted model, not a curated record. Gene Ontology annotation, biological process: proteolysis.
CUUUCCUCUCCCAUCACACUGCGCCUCUGACCGUUGCCCUUCGCUGUCCUUCUUCACUGCUUACUGAGGGACCUGCGAACACAUACCGGGGCGGCGCAUCCUUCCUUGCCUUUAAGAGACUAACACACGACUGCACUGCGCUAUGUCCAGGUUAAAGAAGAGGGUGCAGCGCCACUUUGGCGACAGCCUGAGUCCAGAUGAAGCCUACUUGAGCUACCACGACGUGCGCUUAACGAACGGAGACGUCGACAGCAUCAAGAACGACUGGCUCACCGACAAUGCCAUCGCCUUCUGGGAAGAAUACAUCGAACGGGAACACCUCUCGGCCUACCCGCAAGCCAACAUCGUCCUCCUCCGACCCAGCAUGUCCUUCAUGCUCAUGAACACGCCGGAUCCUCUCACGCUCAAGGACGUCCUCCCAAACUUCAAAGCCACAACCCACAUCUUCCUCCCCGUCAACGACAACGUCGACCCCACCGCUGCCGAAGGCGGCACCCAUUGGUCCCUCAUCGUCGUCUCGGUCAUCGACGGCGUGGCCUUCCACUACGACUCGCUGGCCCCUUCCAACGACCGCGAAGCCCGCGCCACGACGAAACAAUUGAGCAAAUUGCUGGGGAAACCGCUCAGGUACAUGGCCAUGCAAGAUACCCCGCAGCAGGAAAACGGCAGCGAUUGCGGCGUCUACGUCUGCCUGCUGAUGCGGCACCUCCUCCUCAAGCGCCUGCUGCGGCACGACUCUCGCUCGAAGAUCAGCAUGAGUAUGCGCGACCAGGAUGUGGAUGCCAAGGGGGGACGGAAAAUGAUGGUCAAGAUCAUCGAGGAGAGGAGAAAGGAGGCGGAGAAGAGGCGCUCGAGAAGCACGUCGCCGUUCGGCAGUCGGAAUGGUUCGCAUUCCGGGAGUCCACCGAGGAUAGGGGACGAUACUGAGAGUGGGUGAAGAGGAGGGAUAGCGGGAGGCGUGUGUAACGAUACAACGAAGUAUAUGGUUGGCGAUAUCCGUGAAUCAAGGCGUUGCAGGUGUUUUGUCAGAACCGGAGAGCUUUUUCGUCAUAUUGCUACGAUAUACCUGGUGUUUCUGGCUUUGUUGUGGGGGGUUGUCUGGAGGAAACUCCAUAUGGGUUCGGGUACGAGCAUUUGAGCAUGUGCUGGAAUAUUUGGCAUGAGCAAUGGGCGUUGGGAUGGAUGUAAUGACGAUGGGGCAUGUAACCUGGCGGGCAAGUAUCGUAUAUGAAGGCUUAGUGAUACCAAUGCAGCAACAAUUCGGAAGUCUUUUAUUUCAGUCCUGAAUCCCCUUUCCCAGAAUAUGUUUCAUUGAAAAGACUGGUCUACGCUUCAGAAGACGGGCUAGACAUUGCGAAGUCAUUUUCUUAAUCGCAC